AGAGAGAGACCAUGAACAAUGUUAAACCUUGUAUCUUGGGCGCUCUCAGAAAACCAAGGCUAACCCUUUCCCUCAACACCACCAAGUCAUCUAACGAACUCAUCAACCGCCUGUCAGCUUCAGGUGCUCAUCGAGAGGUCUUUCUCGUCUACUCCUGCAUGGUGAGGGACGACACUCCUCCUGACGCCCACACCUUUCCUAGUUUGCUUAAAGCUUGCACCUCUCUCGGUUUACCUUCACAUGGCCUCUCAAUACACCAACGCAUCAUCGUCGAUGGCUACUCUUCUGAUGCCUACAUUGCCACUUCUCUCAUCCAUAUGUAUUCAAAAUUCGGGAAAACCAAUGUUGCAUGUCAAAUUUUCGAUACAAUGCCUGAAAGAAGUCUCGUCCCCUGGACUGCUAUCAUCGGCUGCCAGUCACGUGCUGGCCACGUAGAUAUGGCUUUCUCUAUGUAUAAUCAGAUGAGGCAAGAAGAAAUUCAACCCAAUUCUGUUACUCUGUUGGGAUUGCUCUUUGGGAUUUCACAGCUUAUCCAACUGCAAUGCGUCCAUGCUUUCGUGGUUCGAUCGGGUUUCGAAUCUGAUAUUUUGGUGGUGAAUUCUUUGUUGAACGUGUAUGGUAGAUGUGGGAGGGUGGAGAUGGCUCGUCAUUUGUUCGAAUCGGUGAAUCUAAGGGACAUUGUUUCCUGGAAUUCUCUACUGUCGGGUUACUCCAAGAAUGAGAACGUAAGAGAGUCUUUGGAGAUUUUGAAUAGGAUGAGGAUCGAUAGAGCAGAACCAGACCAGCAGACAUUUGGGUUUGUGGUGUCUGCAAUUGCAAAUCAGAGCAAACUUCAAUUGGGACAAUCCGUCCAUGGGCAGAUUGUCAAGGCUGGUUUUGGAUUGGAUGCGCAUGUGGAGACAACUCUUAUGGUCAUGUACUUGAAAUGUGGAAAUGUUCACGAUGCUUUUCAGAUGUUUAAUGAAAUCGAAGAUAAGGAUGUGAUCUCGUGGACAGCCAUGAUCUCGGGUUUGGUACAAAAUGAUAGGGCUGAUGAGGCUCUUAACAUGUUCCAUUGGAUGUUAAAGUCCAUAGGGAUGCCCUCUACUGCAACCAUAGCUAGCGCCCUUGCUGCUUGUGCACAGCUGGGUUCCUCUGUUCUGGGAACGUCCAUCCAUGGGUACAUCAUCAGGCAGAAAAUUAAAGUAGACACUGCAGCUGAGAACUCGCUUCUUACCAUGUACGCAAAGUGUGGUUAUCUAGAGCAGAGUUGGGCAGUGUUUAAUAGGAUAGACAACAGAGAUGUUGUUUCGUGGAAUGCAAUAGUCGCUGGUUAUGCCCAGAAUGGUGAUUUGGAUAAGGCCUUGUGCCUCUUCAAUGAAAUGAGGAGGGCCUGCCAAAGACCUGAUCCUAUUACUGUUGUUUCCCUUCUCCAAGCUUGUGCCUCUGUUGGGGCACUCCAUCAAGGAAAAUGGAUCCACAAUUUUGUGAUUAGAAAUGGAGUUGGUCCUUCCAUUUCAAUUGACACUGCUUUGAUUGAUGUGUACUCAAAAUGUGGUGACAUAGAUGCCGCUCGAAGGUGUUUUGAUGAUAUGCCGGAGCAUGACUUGGUCUCAUGGAGCACAAUGAUUGCAGGAUAUGGUAGUCAUGGAAAAGGAGAUACAGCUUUUAGGAUGUACUCAGAAUUUCUGAGCACAGGGAUUGAACCUAACCAUGUAAUUUUCCUUGCCGUCCUCUCGGCGUGUAGUCACUCUGGACUUGUUUCUCAGGGUUUGAGACUUUUCCAGUCUAUGACACAAGAUUUUGGCAUUGAACCAAAGCUUGAGCACCGGGCCUGCAUCGUUGAUCUCCUCACCCGAGCUGGAAGAGUAGCAGAGGCAUAUAACUUCGUCAAGAAUCUGUUCUCACAACCCAGUGCUGAUGUUCUUGGAAUACUGCUUGAUGCUUGUCGUACCCAUAGAAAUGCAGCUCUUGCUGAUGUUGUUGAGAGGGAAAUUAUCUUGUUGAAGCCCACCAAUGCUAGCAAUUAUGUCCAAUUGGCACAAAGCUAUGCUUCAAGGAGCAAAUGGGAUGGCAUGGGAGAAGUGCGGAUGCAGAUGAGAUCCUUGGGCUUGAAAAAAGUGCCCGGUUGGAGUUCUAUCGAACUACAGGGAACCAUUACAAUAUUCUUUGUAGAUCAGAGUUCACAUGCUCAAUAUGAAAAAUUAAUGUUAGUGUUGAACAUCCUUGGCAUGGAAAUGAGAGAUGAACUCUAGAAUCCAUAACUAGGUUCACAAAUUCCUAGGAAAACCAAAAUGGGGCAAAAAUACUUCUUACGUACAGUGUUCUCAUGAAGCAUCACACCAGACGGUCAGCAGUGGUCGGACCC
Molecule: messenger RNA, 2347 nt
Organism: Telopea speciosissima
Lineage: Eukaryota; Viridiplantae; Streptophyta; Magnoliopsida; Proteales; Proteaceae
Product: pentatricopeptide repeat-containing protein At4g04370
Exons: 1
Coding region: 12-2234 (740 amino acids)
Biological process (GO): RNA modification
Cellular component (GO): intracellular membrane-bounded organelle
Molecular function (GO): RNA binding; protein binding
Source: RefSeq, a predicted model, not a curated record